AUAUAUUUAAGACGUGUGUUGAAGCCUCUAAGAGCUUUAAAAAAGCAUGGAUAUUAAGGUUUCAAAGUUUAUUGAAACAUUGAUAGAUUGUUUUUCUACGUUUAAUGAGAAUUCAAAAAACGAGUUAAAAAUCUUGUUAUCUAGAGAUGAUGGCUUUAAAUUUGAUAGUUUGAGUGGUCUUUUGGAUGAUUUAGACUUUGUAGAUAAAUUUUCUCAAGAAACAAUUCCUGGCUUUGAUCAAUUGAUCAACAGUUUUGAAUGUUUUCUUUCGGGAAUUUAUGAAGAUAAGGUGUUUUUAGAGUUGGAUUAUAUUUUCUUGGAAACACUUGCUAGAACAGCAUACAAAAUUGAUAAUUAUUAUCUAAAAUUAAAGCUUCUUAGAAUUAUUUUGAUAUGGUUAUAUAAUUAUCCUGAUUCAAAAAAUGAUGCUCAUUCAAGUUUUAUUAUAAAUCUUUUAAAUACAUCCUGCGAUGCUUUGGAGAAUAUUUGUUUAAGAAGAAUGGCAUUAGCUAUUGUUAAUCGUUUAAUUAAAAAAAAUGUUAAAAAUAAGCAAACAAUUAUGGAUAAAAAUCAAUUUUUUAAUUUAAAGGAAAUUGGAAGGUCUAUUUUAGUUUCUGAUGAUUUUAAAAUACAGGAGCUUUCUGCAGAGCUUGUUCAUGAGCUUUUGCCUCCAAGAAAUUCUCCAUUGGAAUUUUACAAUAGAAGAUUUGAUUUGUUUUUUUCUUUAAACAGUCUUUCUGAGGAUUUAAAGGCUGAAUUUUUUGAGAUGCAAAAUUCGGGCUGGGUAUACUCUCCUAAGUGGUUAACAUCCUUAAACAUUGAAAGAAACUGUAGUUCCUCACCUUUAACAUUUGAAUGCAUUUAUUUAAAAUUUGGAGAAAGUAUGUUUAAUUCUCCUGAUAAUAAUGGAAUUUUAUACGUACAUCUUUCUCAUAACUUUAUUACUAGUGUUAUCGUUGAUUCAAAAAAUGAGAAAAAAUUAUUAGAUAUAGCUUUAAAGAAUAUUGAAGAAAUUCGAGAAUCUGAUAGUCAAAUUGUUUUAAGGUUAAAGGAAAUUCUAGACAAUGAUUCUAUUAUAGGUGAUGAAUUUAAUUCUUUUGAUAUAAUAGAAUUUUAUUUUGAUGAUAAGCCUGAAACUGGCAUAAUAAUUCAAGAAAUAGUUAAAAGAAUAAAGAGAAAUAUGAAUUUAGGUGCUAAGAUUAAGUGCAGUAUGAUAGAAUGUCCUAUUAGUUUGAGGUUUCAAGAAAGUAAUAUUUGUCAUUCAGAUGAUUUCUUCUCCCAACAACGGAUAAUUGACAUGGAUAUAGAUAAAAAUAUUAAUAUUGUUGAGGAAAAUUCAUUUCAGGAAAAUAAAUUUGAAAAUUCUAAGUUUUUAGAUGCUAAUGAAGAUACGGAGAAUAAAAAAGCGUCUUCUAUUGAUUUUGAUGAAACUAAGGAAGUGGAACAUCAACAGUCUGUUGAUUUUUGUCAUCUAGCUAAUAAUAAUUGUUCAUCGGUUACAAAUUCUUCUCUUGAAAAGUCCAAAAAGACCGAAAAUAAGCCUUUUUUAAGGGUUUCUACACAAGUAAAGGACUUAUUUUCUUUGGUUACUUUAGAAAACAAUAACAAAAAUGUAUCAAGAGAUAUUAAAUUACCUGAAAAGAUGAAGAAAAAGUCUGAAGGUUUGAAAGAAUUAACAAAUAUUUUACCACCUUUGGAUGAAAUUUCAAAAGUAGAUAAGAAUGCCAAUUCUAGUAUAAAACAAAAAAAGAAUGCUAAUGAAAAUAUUAAUAUGGAUAUAUAUGAUUUCCCUUUUGAUGGAGCAUUUCGUUUUAAUAGGUCACAAAUUAAUAAGUCAAGAUCUAAGAAAAAAUAUAUGUUAAAAUCUAAUUUUCCUACUCAUGCUCCUCAAAAAAAAUGCAAAAUUAAAAAUAAAUCACAAGAAACAAAUAAGAGGUAUUCUGAUAAGGAUUCAGCUACGAAUGAUUAUUCGUCUGCUACUGAUUAUGAUAUUAUUCCUGAUGAUUUUUUGAGAAAUAAAAAUACAAAAAGACUCAAAAAAACUGAUAAAACUAUUGCCAAAAAUAUGUUGCAUCAGGACAAGAUGUCUAAUAAUAAAGAAUCUCUGAUUAAAGAAAAAUUGCCUCAAUCAAAUAAGUAUUCUUUAAAACCAUCUAAGAAAAUUCCUAAGGAUGUUAAAAAUGAUUUGAGUGAAUUAUCAGAUUCUAGUAGUUUAAGUGAAUUAUCAUAUUUCAGUGAUUCUAGUGAAUUAUCGGGGCCUGAUGAUGCUAUGAUGGAUUUAAUAUUAGAAAAAAAUACCCCAGAUGAAUUUAAAGUUCACUCUUUAAAAUGUCAAGAAGAUAUCAAGGAUAAUUGUGAAUCAUUUUCAAUUAAAACUCUUCAAUCUGAAAAAAAAAAGGAUUCUACUUUAAUUGAAAAUUCAUUGUAUAAAAAAAAUAAUGGAGUAUGUAAUGAUAUUCGGAAAGAUGAUAAAAUGAACAUUGAGCUUAUGGAUGAAUAUUCUCAGUCUGAACCUCAAAUUAUAGUAUGGAGCAAGGAUGGUCCUUUAAAUAAUAUAUGUAAAACAGAAAAUAAUUAUAAAAAGCUGGAUAAUUUAUCUAAAAUAAAAGUAUCUGGAAAUAAAUUUUUAUGUGAUUCUGAAAUUGAUGUUUCAAAAUUAUCUGUGGUAAAUGAAAAUAUAAAAGAUGUCAACAUGAAGUAUUUAUACCCUAAAGACUUUAUUGCAAUUGAUGAGAGUAAAACAAAGAUUGAAAAGGAUUUUAAAAAUUCCAUAUCUAACAAUUUUUCAUAUGAAAUACCUAAGAACUUUGAUGAUGUUUUUAUUGCUACAAAUGAUGAGUCGUUUCCUUGUGUUAAUGAUUCUGCUAUUAAUUCUUUAAAUAUGUGUAAGAAAAAUGAUGUUUUCGACGAAUAUGUAAAUCCUAAUAAUUUUUAUAAUAUUUUGAAUGGUUAUGGUUUAUUGUCUGGAAUAAAAAUUGAUGAUAUUAAGGAUUUUUCUGAAACUGACUUGGAUAAGGCAUUCAUUAAUCUUGAUUCUACAGAGCAAUUUUUAGAACUUUCAAGCCAAGGUGAUUAUGAUUCUCAAUUAAAUAAUUCCGAUAUAGAAUGCAAUGAUGAUGUUUAUAAUAAAUGCUUUUAUAAAUCGAAAUGGAAAAGAAAAUUGCCUCAACAUCAUAAAAAAACUUUAAGUUUACUGAUGGAUAUUGUUCAAAUAAUUAUAAAUAAGUUAAUAACUUAUGAAUUGAAUAUAAAUGAUUAUGUGCAAGACUUUAAGGGCAAUAUAAAUAAAAUUAUAGAAGCAUUGAAUAUGGUUCGUUAUGAUAAAAAGCUUAAUAUUGAGAAUUAUUUUUUUUUUCGAAAUGGUUGCAAUAAAAGAUUUGUUAAUCAUUUGAAUGGUGUCAAAAAACAUAAAAAAGUAUCAGAAAACAUCAAAUUAAAUAUAAAAAAAGGAUAUUUAGCUCGGAAAAAUAUAAUUGAUAAUUUUUAUAAUAAUAUUUCAAAUAUUUAUUAAUUUUGAAUCAUAUAGUUACUUUUAUAUUCGUUGUGUUUGUUU
This is a messenger RNA of Pneumocystis carinii B80, 3553 nucleotides long. RefSeq lists its product as hypothetical. NCBI's taxonomy places the organism in Eukaryota, Fungi, Ascomycota, Pneumocystomycetes, Pneumocystales, Pneumocystaceae. The coding region runs from base 47 to 3511 and encodes 1154 amino acids. The record is from RefSeq and is a predicted model, not a curated record. The transcript has 12 exons.